Helicoverpa armigera (cotton bollworm) is the source of this 816-nucleotide messenger RNA. RefSeq names its product very long chain fatty acid elongase 7. Gene Ontology annotation, biological process: fatty acid elongation, monounsaturated fatty acid; fatty acid elongation, polyunsaturated fatty acid; fatty acid elongation, saturated fatty acid. The transcript has 5 exons. The coding region runs from base 1 to 816 and encodes 271 amino acids. Gene Ontology annotation, cellular component: endoplasmic reticulum membrane. The record is from RefSeq and is a predicted model, not a curated record. Lineage: Eukaryota; Metazoa; Arthropoda; Insecta; Lepidoptera; Noctuidae. Gene Ontology annotation, molecular function: fatty acid elongase activity.
AUGGAUGCAAUACAACGGGCUUACAAUAUAGUGUUUUACGAAAGAGCAGAUCACCGCGUGAAAGACUGGACGCUGAUGACAUCACCGAAGCCGCUGGCCGCCAUCAUAGCCACGUACCUGAUCACCAUCAAGCUGAUACUACCAGCUUACAUGAAGAACAGGAGACCAUAUGAACUGAGGAGUAUCAUUAAGUGGUAUAACGUGGUGCAGAUUGUGGCAAACGCUUUUGCGACUUGGGGGAUUAUGACAUCAGGAUGGACAACAACAUACCACUUCGGCUGCAUGCUACCAGACUACUCCAUGAACCCAGAAGCAUUGAGGAUGCUCAGAUUUCUCUGGUGGACAGUAAUUCUGAAACUUCUGGAACUGUUCGAGACGGCGUUCUUCAUAUUGAGGAAGAAGGAACGACAGGCUUCAUUUCUCCACGUUUAUCAUCACGUCAGUACGCUGAUCAUUAUCUGGUCUGCACUGAAGUAUGUUGGGGGUGGAAUAACAUCAUUUUCUCCGAUGAUAAACAACUCGGUACACGUGAUCAUGUACAGCUACUAUCUGCUAUCUUCAGAGGGGAGCCCUAAGUUGAAGGCUACCCUUAUCAAGUAUAAGAAAUGGCUCACUAUUAUGCAGAUGAUCCAGUUUACAAUCAUGAUAAUAUACUCAGCACAAGUGUUCCUGCCGAGUUGUCCCGCACCGCUGGGCAUCACUAUACUAUACUUUCCAAACGUCAUAUUUGUAUACUACAUGUUUUACAACUUCUUUAAAAAAAGCUAUUUAACAGAUAAGAAAGCUAAUAAGAAUGGUUUCGGAAAAAAUAUUUAA